AUGUUCUUCUCGGGGGAGGCGACGUCGCGGAAGAGGGUGGACCUCGGGGGGAAGAGCUCCAAGGAGAGGGACCGGGAGGUGCUGCUGGAGAAGGCGAGGCUCCAGAGGCAGCGGCGCCAGUGGCUCCGGCAGCAGAAUUCCGCCGCCCUGCAGAUCCAGGUACGCUGUUCUGUGUGUAUUUUAUGCUCAAGGAUCGCUGACGGGCAGUGAUUUCUGAGUUCCCCAUGGUAUGUAUAUUCCCAAUGCUUGUGGCUCAAUCAUGCCGGCCCAGGGGUUUCCUGUGGUCGAGUAUCUGUUGUCCCGCCGGUUCUUCAAUGUCGCGGUUCUGAGUUUCAGCCUUCUCAACGUUGUCUUAACUGCGUUUUCAGAGUAACUGACCUAUGUGUAUAUGAUGUAGAUAGUUCAGUUAUUGUUACGGGGCACUGAUUACGCCUGGAUUAAUAUCCUCCGUGGUAGUCUUUUCUUGGCAUGGCGUUGCAAACUCUGAUUUCCUUAUCUCAAAUAUGACAUUGGUUAAUUGAUUUUGAGUUGAGUCGGACGUGUUCCUAUGUUAGUGGGAAAUUCUUCACUGUUACAAGGACAUUUCAACUUGGUCAGAUUUAUUUGACUGAAAAAUAGGACUUCAAUCCCUUAGGAAUUCUUUUAACUGGGAUUGUUGGUGGUGGGUUCAUUUUGAUGCAACGAGAAGCCACGAACAUGUGGAAGAGCCAGUUUUUUAUUUGACUGUUGGACAACUCCAGUAGGAAGUUUUUUAAAACCCUUGACUCGGAUUUGGGCCUUCUGUCAUGAGUGGAGGUUUUUAUGCUUCAAGCUUUAGACAUUAUUUCAAUGUUUUAAAUAAAAAAACUCAAUAUUUUCAAAUAAUUACUUUGGAUGAAGUGAAGUUUACCGAACAUAAUUUAAGGAAAAAUGUUGCGAUUCUUUUGGUAUUUUUACAUCAGAUUAGGCCACGCCUAUCAUUAAUGUGCUCAUGCUGUUUAUAUUGGGAAUUUCAUACAUCUUCUGUACACGAAUGGGAUUUCGUACACAAUAGUAGUUCUUUCUCAAUGGAAGAAAAUGGCAUUACGAAAUGUUGUCAGUGGGCUUCUUAUAAGCAUGUCCUUGUGCCACAAUAGGAUUGAACAAUGGGAGGUGAUUUAGCACAAGAAUGUAGUCGGAGGCUACCUACCAUAUAAUCUUGAGACAUUCAUCAUAUCAGACGAACUUCAAAAACAUUCUGGAAAAUGAUAAAGAAUAAAUAAUAUAUAGUAAAUUAAUCUUUCAUGGCACCAUCAAUUAUUUUAUGAUAAAGAAAGACAAUGGACUGCAUUAGUUCUGAUAGAAAUAUCUCAGAUUGUCAGAAAUGAUUAAUUUCAAACAUCCUUGGUAUGGUCCUUAACAGAAUUUUCUUCUCUUCUUUGGGACAAACUACUUUUGGUGCAGUUAGGAGAUGGGUAGUAUCAGUUCAUUUUUCUGAAGUUUUGUCUUCCUUUUACAAACCUCGGCUCAAGCAUACAGAACCAGAUUUCUCAUUUCCUUCGCUGAAGCUAUGUUUAUUAUGAUAUUUAAGGGUUGAAACAGGUUAGUAGUCGACAUGGUGUGAUAUUGUGAGUUGAAAAUUCCGGAGCUCUGGGUACGUUUUGAACUUAAUUGAUGAUUGCACUUGAUAAGUUAAAGUAGGAGAGUAUGUACCAGUCAAACAUAAAAAGAACAAAAGAUGCUUGAAAAUGAAUCUUCUCCAUUGUAUAUGUACUAUUAAGAUUAGUACCAUAUUUAUUCUUACAAAAGAAGAAACUCUUAUAAAGUUGAGGCGUACUAUGCUCGUAGUCAGAUGAUCUUGGGUUGGAUGGCCCAAAAAUUGAGCAUGUAUAUCAACUAUACCACCCUUCCCGUUAAGAACCUUUGAUUUGAGAUCAUUCGUUUACAUGUCUACUUCAAUCCCUGAAAUUAAGUUCUCCCCUCCCUUUGACUCCAUAAGUUGACGACCAAAUACUUGUCAUCAUUAUAAUGCUUUCACGUAGCAUAUCUAUAUAUUUUCCAGCAUAUUUGGUUCCCCACGACUUUAAGAAAGUCAGUCGCUAGGUCCCUGCUUCCCCAUAUUUCUCAGAUUUAUUCGUCAAGUAUAACAACAUCAGCCACGCUAUCAUUUCCCUCUUUCUCAUUGAUGUGCCUAUGCUUAGCAAGUAGUAUGAUGUCACAUCAGCUAUUCACAUCAUCCUUAUUGUUGCCUUUUCUUCAUCAGCCCCCAAAUUGAUCCAGGGACGAGUUUUGAUGUCCUCACAUGAGUAUUGUGAUAUCUGACUGUUGAUAUGUUAUAGAUUGUGGAAGUCUGGAAUAACUUCCCGUGGUAGGGUACAUCUCACUAAAACAACUUUGGUUAGAAUAUUGAUGCGUCUAUCUUUUGAGUUGCUGUAUAUAUGAGAAGUUUAUGAAAAAGCCUUGCAGAUCCAUACUAGUUUAUUCUAUAACAAUUGCUGAAUUAUUUAACUUUUUUUGCUUCUGUCCUAUCAUAUCUGCUUGUCGUUUAGUCGCCAAUAAUUUUUUGUCGCUAUGACAAAUCUGAGCACGAGUAUGUUUCUUUUUAAAUAGCAAAGAUUUAUUUUUUCCUGGUAUAUACAUAGUUGUGGACGCACAUAAUCCAUAAUGGAUAUGUAUUCCAUUUUUUUCCAUUUCAUAGGUUGUUCCAUUUAAGAAAUGAUAGUCUUUACAAUGGUAUUGAUGCAUUUUUUAAUCCACAAGAUUGCUGUGAGGAACUUAAGUACUUCUGGCUGCAGAAAUGCUUCAGAGGGAGGAAAGCUGUUGAAUUUGAACGUUCAAAGCUUCGUGAAGAGUUCCAUGUUACAUAUGGACGCCACUGUGAGAAGGUGGAUAGGUAUGCUUUGGUUUUUUACUGUUGUGCAAGCACCAUCCAUCAUGUUUGUUUUCACCUCCUGCUGUUGCUGCAGGUGUCAUGAACACAAGAUAUUAGGAUUUCGAAUAAGUCUAAUGUUUCAAUUAUAGUACCCUUUAAAUAUUUAGCAUUUCCUACUCUCCGAAACUAGCAUCAGUAAAGAGGAAAACCUCAUGGUAGGUGUUCAACACGUUGUACACUCAGAGACGUUUUUUUAUUAUUUGAACAGGGAUUGUUUCGGUCCAGACUCGGAUUUUCUGCGCCAGUUGCUUUUUUUCUUCGAUGGAAGCAAUAAAGUUGAUUUUACCGUACUAGUCGAGAGUUGUAGGCUGUUGCUCAAGUUUUUCCAAGAAAGUGGUAAGUAUGAACAACUCAUUCAGCGUCACUUUUCAGUUUCCAUGUAACUUUGGCCGCUUCAAGUCAGCAGCGCGUCUUUUUAUUGCGGACCAUUUUCCCUCUUCAGUUUCUUUUUUCUUUUAGACUGCUAGGUCUUGUUCUUGUUGUAUUAGGCCCAGUUGAUUAUAUCCCCAGAGAAAUGUCAGGAUUUUCACAGUUUCGAUAAUCUUUCUGACUUGUGACCCACCUCCCAGGAGCUGCUUGGUACCUUGGCCACGAAUUUAAUUUUUUGUUACAUGUAAAUGACUCUGUCUAUGCUUUAUACUCUGUCUAAGUUAUCGUUGAAUGGUCAUGUAUACUGCUUUUGAUGAUUUCCUUAAUGAUCUAAAUUUUAACCUUUUUUUCAUAUCCCAUAUGAAUGGGCUUUGGUGGCUACUUAUAUCCAUAAAUAUGGAGAGCUGCUCUUUGGUUGACUUGAGAUGAUCUUCAUUCUAGCCUUGUUCCAUGAUGCGAGAAGAUGGAGUGUAUUGAGAGACUGAGAUGAUAGAGAUUAUUUCUGGUGUAUUCUGAAAAGUUGAGAUCUAGGAAAGUGAUGUAAAAUGUGAAUAUUGAAUGUUAAGAGGUUUCCCUUGAAGCCUCAGUGCAGUUUGUUUUGAUGUAUGAUAUCCAUGUUAUGGUGAAACUGUUGACUAAUGAAGUGUUUCUUGUAAAAGCUUCUGCCUGGAAGUUCUGCGUAAAGAUGAUUCUCUGAACAGUGGUGCAAACCAUAGGAGGAUAUAGAAAGGAAAAAACCCUUCUCUUUUUCACAUCAAAGAUAACUGUUGUAGACGAGUACCUGUGCCACGAAACUAGGAAACUACCUCACAACUAGGAAAUCAAAAAAAUAGGAAACGAACCAAUAACUAGGAAAUGGCCCAACUCAGAGUCGAACUCCUAAAUAUACAUUCUUUCCCACGGGUGAAAUCAAAUAUCAUAAAUGCUGGAUUGGUAUUAUUUGGCUCCAUGUGAUGGGCUUUUCUUUUGCAUUGCUAACGGAAAAUUCUGGAAUCUUGGUUUUGUUUUGUCUAUUGCUUUAUUACACGAUGUAAAAAAAUGAUGUUUAUGGGUUUAUUAACACUUCAAAAAGUCCAGAAUUGCUUCUUGCCUGGAAGUCUUACCUAAAUGGGUGAUCUUUAUCUAUUGAUAGCAUGGAAGAAAAAAAUGCAAAGUAAAUGGUUGAAGGAAUACACGCCCCUUUCUCUCUCCUCUUAUUCCAUCCUACUUCUCAAGGCACAUGAUAAGGUAUAAAAGGAGGCAUACUUGUCUUGCACCAUUUAGGAGAAAGUCGCUCCAAUUGUACGUUUUGUAUUUUUAUGCUAAAAAUCAAUGCUAUGAACAGCUCUACAGAUAAAUGUUGCCUUGUGAUAUUCAUGUUCCUUAAAAAGUUUGCAAAUUGAAAAAUUUGCUGCAAGGAUAGGUUGAUCAGUGAUCACUCUAGAUGCUGAGGUAUUAGAAAAAACGCCGACAACUAUAGAUUUGAUUGGAAGGUGGAGACAAUUAUGUAUGGCAAAAGGCUGGGAUGUGCCAUGAGGACAGUACAUAUAUCCUAGGGAAUGUGAGGACAGCGGAUUCUAACUGUGGCUCAUUUACUCAUCUGCUGUUCCUACUCAUUCAGAUCCAUUUCUUGUGGGGGUUCCUCUCCCCUCUCCUAUCUCUCGAUUCAGCAAACAAUGAAUUCUAUCAAUAAUUUAGGUUCAAAGUCAACCAGGAUUGCAGAGCGUAUAUACACUGUGCCGAUCACAGUAGUAAUGGGGGACGCCACUUGACUAGUUUCUAAUCAAUUCCAACUUAGAACCAUCUGCUUUGAAUUGAAUGCCCUGAUACUUUCAUUUGAUAUCAUGGCACUGAGUUUUAGAGGCUGGCCUGUAUGUGAAAAACGUUUUGUAAUUGUCUCAGAUUGAAUGUGGUGGGUGAAGCUCGUAGUUAGAAUAGGCGUGCUUAUUUCAUUCAUUGCCAUGUGUUGUGAGUUGGAAGGCAUGAUUCUUUUCAAAAAAAUAUACAAACCAUGUAUUGAAUCCUCCAUUGACACCUGCGAAGUCUAGUGCUUUGCUCUUCUUCCUUCUGCUGAUGAUCGUCAAUGACCACGACCAAGAGUGAUUUUGAGUGUUAGGACGACAAGGGUUACAAAUUCGUUCCCAGGCUAUAUUUUUAACGUUCUUAAAAGUUUUUAGUUGAAUUGACUGAUUUCAUUUAUAUUGGGUACUUCAAGCUGAUUCUGUGGUCUAUAUUACAAGGGUGACUAAUUAUUGUCUUAUCCAGUGAGACAAUAGUCCUGUCCACUAGCAGCUGAAGGUAUAGGAUAGUCAAUUAUCUUUCACAAUAACUUGGAAGAACCAACAAUUAGAAUUUUUCGACUUGUUAUCGUAACUUAUGGAAGAACCAACAAUCCUCUAGGACGCUAUCUUUUGUUGGGAAGGCUUAUCUAUAUCUUAUGCCUUAUGGGCGAAUAUGUUAUGCUUAAGCGUACACAGCCUUUUCAGGAACAUAUGUUAAACAAGCAAGUAUUGUUUCUCUUUAAUUUUAGUUUCUAUUUUUAAGAUUUUUGACCUGGGUCCUCAUCAUUUUUAAUUGAUUUUUUUGGUGACAUUUGAAUCUAGUUUCUUGUGUUAUUGUACAUCCGUUUAGUUAAUUUUUUUAAUAUGCUUAGCUGUUAUAUUUUUGAAAUCACUGCAUUGAUAUCCUAUCUGAGAAACUAGCAUGUUUCCGUGCAGGUGAUAUUGUGAGCCUCUUUUCUGGUUUUGAUUAUUCUUCAAGGCGUGCUGUUGUUGAUAACAGAGUGGAACGAUUUGCAUUUUGUUGCCUCCAAGCAGUCCAUCAGAAUAGGUGAGUUGCGUACUUCCCUGUAUCUCUGGAAUAUGAAAUUGCAAGUGUGUGAUGAUCUUUCAAGUAAUUCUUUUUUAAUCUUUUCUGGGGACAUUUGGCCUUAUUAUUUGGCAUGCACAUUGCCAGUUUACCCUGGCAGAUGUUUGUCAUCGCAGUUAUGUUACUGUAUAAUACGCCAUACAUGUCCUUGAUUAAUAGAUUUAGAUGUUCAUACUGAUGUAUUUGUUUAUCUCAUAAUCAUCAUCUUAGACCGGAGAAGAGUAAUUGGUAAUUUUUUUAAAAUGCGGGAGAAAUUUAAUUGCGCACCUUUGUUUUCCAGAAAGCAUAUUAAGUGCAAAAUUCUCAAUGCAGUUGCAUCCUUUACUUUCUGACUUCAUAAAAUGGAAUAUUUGUGUAUAUAGCAUCAUAAAGUAGUGCCAUUGUUUUCUUGCUCAGGGACCAGUUGAAGUAUCAAUUCCUUGUUCAGUCUACAUCCACUACUUUGCCUACAAGUAUCUUGUUGGAGGCUAUGUCUCUCUUGCUAAACCAUGAGCUCCCGUGGUCUUCCAAAGUUGUGCAUUACAUCACAUCAAGGAAAGGCUUCUCUCUGUUCCGAGACAUUCUUCUUGUUGGAAAGGCAAGAUCUACUGUUAACUUCUUCACCCUAGUGUAAAAUUGUAUAGUCCAUGCAGAUUCCUAAAUUCGAGAAGUUCUUGUUUUACAUUCCCUAUAAACUAUCCAAUUCCUCUCCUUUUCAAUCAAUCGAUUCACUGUGAUUUUAUGUAUGUGACUUUUGGUGUACAAGUUAAUUAAUAGUAGGAUUUUAAGAAAACUUCUCGUCUUUCUUUUGACUUGGUGGGGUAACCUAACCCACCGAGUCUACAUGGAAAAUGCUGUGGGAUAUCUCUUGUUUAGUUUGGAAGAAAGUAAAAAAAUUCAGCAGUUAUCUAUGAAUACUGGAUUUAUGGUCUCUUCUUAUUAAUUUGAAAGUGUACCAACAAAUGGUAUCAAAACUGAAUAGCACCUGUUCUAGAUAUGUGUUUCUUCAGUUCCCUGAUUCGUCAAAGUCCGAGGCCUUGUAGGCAUGAUGUGGACAUUACUACUAAAUGGUGUUUUCAUUCAUUUAAGGGGGUUCUUUUGAAUGUUCAGGAGUAGUUCCUGAUUAGGAGUAAGGCUGUGGAAAAUGCUUUGUAAACUUGGAGAAUGAGAAAUGAAUUUCUUCUUGGAUUUGUCAAAUGUGAAUAAAAAGUGGUAUUCCAAGUGUAGAACUGGCAUUCCAAGUGUGUAAUUUAUUAAUGGUGAUCGUACUUGAAUGCUUGGUUUCGUCAAAAGAUGGAGAGGAUCAUGUUAUAAAGAGAGGACAUGAGCAGUGGCAACUGGAAUUUAUCUAAUUUAUACAUAUUGCAUAUACUCUUCCCAAUAAGUUCUUCAGGAAAAGCUGUGUGCAAACUGUGUCCUCAAGAUUGGCACUCUGAAUUGUGGAAAUGAACGUUGUUUGUCUUCUCCUAAUCCAGGCAGCACUCAAUUUCUCAAGCAAAAAGUGAAACCCCAAAUUCCAAACAAGAAUUUUCAUAUCACUUUCGGUUUUUAUUAAGUUUGUGUAACCAAGUUUGCCGGGCUUUCUUUGUCUGUAAGAUCUUCUCUUUUUCAUUGUCUGUUUCAUUCUACCGCACAAGUUAAGUGACGGGGUGCUUAUUUUUGUUUCAGAUGAUCUCUUCGUCUCUUCCAUUUUAACAUUAGGGUAGAAUCCGAUUUUGUCUAUGUUCAAAUUCCAAUGGCUUAGUUAGUUGGAGACGGGUUUGCAUUUGGAGGUCUCAAGUUCUAAUUUUCCUGGUUUUUUUCCUAUUGCUUUUCUUGGAAAAUCGCCAUUAAUAACCUUUUCAUAAAGCAGUAGCCUGAGAUCUCAUGACUUGUUGCUAGAGGAUUUCCAUCCACCAUUUUAAAAGAAACUUUCUUUAUGUCUAUUUAGUUUAUUUACUGAAGGCAAUAAGUUUGAUGCAGGAUCAUACAAGGAUUCCAGUGGGUUCUCAAGGCGAAUCUUCUUUGGAGCAUAUCAUUAACCUUGUUACUUCUCAGAUUGGCCCGUCCCCUUGUAGUUUUGCAGAAAUUGAUCCAAGAUGGAGCUUUUCAUCUCAAAUCCUAUCAAUUCCCUUUCUAUGGAACCAUUUUCCAUACUUGAGAGAGGUAAUACCAAUUGGUAUAUCUGUCUCUUUGUGAUUGCAUUGUAACAUAUCGUGGAGGCGCUUAUUUUUUAACAUGGCAACUUAUGUUUUAAUUAAUUCGAUAAAGUAAAAUAAUUAAAGGGAAUUUUUAUUUUACCAUAUGAAAAUACGAGAUUGUAUCCAAUGUUCUCUUUAUCUGCAUUUCCUGUUUUGGGGCAUGAGGAAGAGAUAAUGGAUUUGGACUAAAUACUCUUAGGAAUAAAAGAUAUCAAGUUAAGAGUCUUGGUUCUUUCCUGCUUUGUACUAUUUCGUGAUGCAUAUCAGAUUAAAUCAUGAAUAAUAUUUCUUGUAGUCUCCAGAUAAUAUUUUCUAACUCUUAUUGCCUUUUUCUCACAAUUGGUAAAUGACCAUUAUCUGUUGUUAAGUUGUCAAAGACUGAAAAUAUUUCAGUAUGUGCACACCCUUAAAACUCACACAGAUAUUUUAGUUUUUUGAACGUUGAAGAGGCAUCAUAUACAUCUAACACCUUAUGAAGAAAACAGUUCCGUUUCUUUCUGGUUUUCUAUCUAAUAUCAGCAGUUAAAGUGGGAAACAAGCCAUUUUUUCAGGUCUUUGAGGCACCCAGGCUUAGGAAGCAAUAUAUUCACCAGAUGGCAUCAUGUUUGAAUAGUCAAACAAAUGUCCUUCCUGGCAAUUUAUCAAGUGAGCUUCCUGGAUAUGCUUGUCUUCUAGGAAAUCUAUUAGAAGCUUCUGGGAUAAUUUUAUCUGCGGUGAACUGUGAUUCUGAUGUGGUAAGAAAUUACUGUCCUGUGCAGAAAAUAUCCAUGCUGCUAUAUUAGCAUUUUGUCUCUGCAUUCUUCCUACAGUAAAUCUCAUUUUCCAUUUUGUAGCAUUAAAUGGUUGAAAGUACUGGCUUAAAUGUCCAUUUUUUAAUUACUUGAAAAUCUUACGUAAACCAUAUUUUCUGUUUCACUUUUGUUAUUCGUUAGUGAUUAAUAUUUGACAUUGGGACUGAAGUUCACAGGACACGGAUCGAGGAAUUUGUUGAGUUUGGUAGACGUUGAGUUAUAAAAGAAAAGAAAAAUUAGUUUACAGAUGAAUUGAGGCCUUCUCCGCUUCUUCUCUUGUCAUCUUCCUGGUACUCGAGAAUCGGCUAAUUCUAUUCAUGAUCAGAAUCAUCUCUAUCUGAUCUGUUUUGGAUCACGUUGUGUGGGUUGGAGGUUUGAUUGUAAGUGCCACAUUGGCCUGAGCUCUGCUCAUGACCAACCCCGUUUUGGCACACCUUGCCGUACUCGAGUGAGGGGACAAUUGCAGCAAUGCAAACGAGUUAGCAUGUGCUGUUCAGAAGAUGAUAAAGCUUAUCCAAACAUGCCAUUAUCCAUAAAAAGAUUUUUUUUACUUUGCUCCCAAAAUCGUCUUAGUUCCACGUCCUACUUUUUGUAGUCAUAAGAAUACUCUCUUUUAACCCAAACUGGCCUCACCUCUCUGAUCUAGCAAUUUCUCUCUGUCCUUUCUUUCGUCAUAUUUUUUACAUGGCAGCUCUAUGAUUGCCAAUGAUGAGACCUAGCAGAUGGAACCCUGGCUUUUAUUUUCCCUAAUUUAAGUGAAUCAGCAGUUUGGAAAGGUUCAAACUCUGAGCCUCUGCUUUGGACAUUAGGCUCAAAUAAGAUUGUGAAAUAAUUUAUUUUUUCUAAAAUAUUACAAAUCUCUUGAAAUCAGUUUUUAAUCAGGUUGGGCUUACAAUCAAAUUGCAUUUGGACGACUCCUGGAACCGUGCAGGAUACUGGUUACUGUUAAGGCUAGUUCAAGUUCUUAAUUGGAUUGUUAAUUGACAGUUUUGGGGGCAGUAGCUACAGAUGCAUUCAAAUAAUGACAGAUGACAUUCCUAUUGACUAGACAGGCUUAAUCGCUCAAUUGGGUUUCAUUUAUUGAGACAUUUGAACUUUUACGAACUAGUUGCUUAGAGACUUGUUCAUUUUUUGUAUUCAAAGUACGUAUGAUGUUAAACGAAAAUAUUGAGGUAGGCCACCAUGUGAGUGACAAAGAACUAGAACUGCCUACAAUGUCAAAUUUACAAACUACAUGAAUUUAAAAAUAUAUGAAGGAUUUGUGUGCGUCCAGACAUUCUCUUUGGCUGUUUUCGUUAUUUUGUUAGCAUAUGUUUUUCUUUUUUGUGGGUGUACGGUUGCUUCCACGUGCAGUUUUACGUUAUCAUACAAGCAGGUAUUUAUUGCGUGAAAAAAGAUAUCUUGAUGAUACACAAAUUGCCAUAUAGCUACUGCUUGCAUGGCUUUUUCUCACUUCUUUUUGGAAGUCGUGACUUGAUAUAAACAUAAAGCUUUGAGCAUUCUAUAAUUCUUUUUCAGUUUUUGGGUCCUGAAUUGGUGACCUAAUAUUUAUUCAUACAUUUUUUAAGUACAAUUUGGAAAUGGUCGUUGUUUAUAUGGAGUCAUUUACAACCUUCAUGAAACAUACUUCCCAUGUUUGCUUUGUACUGUGGGGUAAUGUUCUUACAUUUUAAUUCAUGUAUUCAUUUGCCCAUGCUGGGGAAUCUAUAGAGUAGAUCUUCCCUUCACAAGGUGUUUCCACUUUUAUUCCCAGCUGGAUUUCAUGGCUGAUUAAUUGCAUCUUGUCACUAACAUGGUCUCCCUUUUUUGAUUAAUUUAUUUUUAUUUACUGAGGACAUUUAAUGAAGAUUUCUCAUGUUUUAUCUGGACUAGGCCAUUGAAUUUACUGCUGUCAUCACCUACUUAUUGGAGGCAUUGCCUUCUGGAAAGUUAUCGGCAAAGGACAGUAAGAGUUUUCUCCCAUUAUUCUCAUUAACUGCACUCUGUAUAAUUAAACUUGUACAUGCCUUAUAGAUAAUCUAUAAUAUCUUUUUCUUGCAUGCUGGUUUGUCAUUUUUUGUGGAUUCUCUUUUUUUAUUAUUUACACUGUUUUAUCUUCAAUUAGAUUUUGAUCAAGUUGACAAUGAAAUGACUGUGGACAAGGAGUACCUGGAAGUGCACUUAAGUCCAGAUUUGAAGAGGCAGAUCACAAGUUCAAUAGAUUCUCGCUUUCUUCAGAAUCUGGCAUGCUUCUAUAACCUGUGUUUUUGUCAUUCUUGUAGAAGCAAGUUUAUCUGAUAACUAAUGGUGGUUGUCUAAUAUCUCAACAGGUCAAUGCUUUAUUUAGAGAUACACCAUGUGAUUAUCGUCACAGCAGUGAUAUGUCCCCUGAAGAGGUGGCAGCUAUUGGUGCUAUUUGCAGUUUUCUGCAUGUUGCUUUCAAUAUUUUGCCCCUAGAGCAGAUCAUGACUGGGCUAGCUUAUAGAACUGAGCUUGUUCAUAUACUUUGGAAUUUUAUAAAGCAGUGCCAUGGGAAAGAAGCGUGGCCAACUUUUUCAGGCAUUACUUUAAACUUGCCUAGUGAUGCUCCUGGUUGGUUAUUACCGUUGGCUGUUUUCUGCCCUGUGUACAGGUAACGCUUUGAUGUAAAUUUUGUUUCCCAGUGCAGUGUUUAUCAGAUUCCAAAUUUUUCUUUUGAUUAGUUAUUGGAAAUAUUAUUUAGUUCGUUUUUGGGAUGUUAAUCCAAAUUUUUUUAAGCUAAGUGAUAUUCUCUACUUUUCUCCAGGCAUAUACUCAUGAUAAUUGAUAAUGAAGAGUUGUAUGAGAAGGAAAAACCUCUGCCUUUAGAUGAUAUCAGAUAUUUAAUCGUUAUUUUGAGAGAGGUAACUGCAUUUCCCUUUCAUUUCACAAUAAGGGACACGCUUAAUCUUAAUAGUGUCAUCUGUUAUUCAUCAUUUAAUUUUGUAUCAUGUACUAGUUUGUUUUGAUUGACGUACAGUACCCACGGACUGCUGUUAGUAUCUUUUUAGAGAAUCUUAAUUAUCAUUUUAUGAAUUAUACUGAACCCUAAAAGUAAUUUAAUGAGGGGAGCUUUUUUAUGUAAUUGAUUCAUCAUCCAUUAGUGUAUGAUAAUAAUUAUUCUUGCUCCUAAAAGAUACCAAGUCGGAAUAGGGUUUAUUUUUAAUUCAUCCCCUCCAUUUAAAGUUCCAAAUCGUUCUUCGAUCUUGUGUUUUUGCCUCUUUUUACUUUUCUCCAUGUUAGAUAGUUGUUGGGGUUCAUCAGGUUACGAUUGUUUCAGCAAUAAACAAGACCUUAAAAAAAAAACCUGGUUUUGGAAUACUGUCUGCAGUGAGAAAGGAUGUCAGGAUAGAAAAUAUGUGUGAAGAUUCAUUUAAUAAUUUUCAAAUCUUGUGUGUACAUACCUAGCUUUUUCUGUGAAAUAUUUUAAAUUAAUCGUAUUACUUAAAUUAAUUUAAAGAUUUAAGAUUUUUUUUGGCUAUUGCCUUCCCUUGCCACCUUAGCAGUAAGGCAAGUGUACCACUACAUUUAUGUUCUUGAAAACUUUGGGUACAUUGAUGUUGGAUUGAUAUAAAGGUCUAGGAAACAAACAGGUUUAGGUUCUUUUUUUUUUUUGGGAAUAGCUAAUGGGCCUGAUUCUGAUUUUACACGGCGAUGCUCUUGCAACUGAAGGGCCAAGUCUGUGUUAACAGGCCCAAAAAUUGGCUCAUAAAGAUGCCAGUUGUUCAGGUUGGACUUAGCUACGUCAUGGAGUAGGAAUUUAACUGUGUACUGGGUUUUAUUGUUUAUUUAGUGGACUAGCCUAAAAAGUUGGUUUUCAAGUAGGUAGUAUAAAUAUGCCAUUUUCAAUUUGGGGCCUGGCUAAAUGCUUCUGGUUGGCUUGUUGGUUGGAAAUGAAUCCUGUAGUGGGAGGGUGUUAAUUUCGUGUCAAAGAUGUUCACCUUUCAAUUUGAAAAAAAUCUGGAAAUGAGACAAGAGCUUGCACUUCUUGAACUCAGAAAGGUCAUACUUAAAGUUGGAAACCGUCAGGAGUGUGUCAAUCUACAUUUUCACAUGCCGCUUCGCUCCUCGUACACAUAUCCAUCUCACCUUUUGGUAAAGUACGUAUUUUACUAGUUCACACGUAUCUUACUAGAUUUUUUCACUCUGCAGACCUUGUGGCAGCUCCUGUGGGUGAUUCCAGGAAAUGCUCCGUCCUUUCUGAAUCCAGCCAUUGUCAGUUCUGAGAAUGAGAAUUUUUCUAUAGAUAUAAUGAAACAUAAAGCUAGGGUUGGAGCCUCUGAGCUUUUGGGUCAGGUAUGUUUUAUUUAGGAUAAGUUGAGUUCAUUGCCUCAUAAAACAGAAAUGGUUCAUGAAUUUCUGGAAAUAUCUUUGAAAUUUUUUCUUUUGUAGUAUAGUUCUUGUUAUUCGUGCCUUGUGUUAAGAAUGGAAAAAGCGACCUUUUCCUGCCCUCCUUUCAUUUAUUUUGGAAUACCCUUUGCUGACUUGUCCUCCGGCUUGAACAUUUUGUGUUCUUCCAUUUACCAUUUUUUUUGUCUUCUCAGCUGCAAGAUUGGAACAACAGACGGCCAUUCACGUUAGCCACAGACUUCAAUGCUCGUGAAGCAGUCGGUGAUAAUUUCAUUUCUCAAGUAAUGGAAAUUGCAAUACUGUUAACUCCGCCCUUUUUCUACUGCCGAAGCUCCUCAUUCAUUAAUAUUUCUUUUGUCUUGUAGGCUAUGGCUGGAAACACUAGGGCUCAGGACAUCUUAAAACACGCUCCAUUCUUAGUGCCAUUCAACAGCAGAGUGAAGUUAUUCACGGUUAGCAUUUUGUUGGCGCAUUCAUUGUAAUCAAUUUGUUAUUAUUUACUGUAACUUUGCACAUUCAUUUAUAAUGCCAAUUUCCUGGAGGAUUUUUUGCUGGGGACAUAGUUUGACUAUAUCAUUCUUCAAUUCAUCAUCAUAAUUUAUAUUUCAUGACUUUGUUUCAGUCACAAUUAGUAGCAGCCAGACAAAGAAAUGCAGAUCAGUUCGCUUUUCCCAGAAAUCAAUUCAGAAUUCGAAGAAAUAGGAUUUUUGAAGAUGGUUUUAACCAGCUAACCCGGUUGACCGAGGAAGAACUUAAAGGAAUGGUAUGUGUUGAGCUUUAUUGUCUUCCAGGACACCAGCAUAAUGCUCUUUAAUUGGCCAUUUCUGCUUAGGAUGGCUAAGUAAGAUGUGGCCGGUCCACAUGUUUCCAGCAUGACUUUGGGCCACACAGCUGGGGUGACGUAAGAGUUGAAGAAAGUUGCUUGUCCCUUGGUGUUUGUUUAUUUUUUACUUAUGUUUAUUUUUAUUAUAAAUUCAGAUUCGAAUUAUAUUCAUCAAUGAGCUUGGGGUGGAGGAGGCAGGGGUUGAUGGGGGUGGAAUUUUUAAGGAUUUCAUGGAGAACAUUGUCCGAGAAGCUUUUGACAUUCAAUAUGGGCUGUUUAAGGUAAUCAAUUAGAUAGAUACGUCUUCAUUUAAUGUUUAAACAGUGUUUUAUCUUUGUCAAUAUAUUUCUUUACUUUCAUGAUUCUUACUCAUUGCACCAUUUAUGCCGGUCUCAAUUCUCUCAUUAUUAUCCUUUGUUUUCUGAGUAUGUUUCAGUGACUUAUGGUAAGCCUAUUUAGAUUUUCGUUUUGUGGUAUUAUCUUGCAAGGAUUCUUGCUCACUGUUUGAAGUUCGUCUUCUUUGAAUGAAUUUGCUUCAGAUUCUAAUGCACUGUACUGCUACCACGUUGAUCCAAUCUGUAGUAUGGAUUCAUGAUCUACACCACCUUUGAGCAAGCAUUUAGUAGUUGUUUCGGGUUCUAUGUAGGAACGGAAUUUAGCAAAAUGCUCUGAGACUUUUUCAAUAUUCCCUCUCACAAUAUAAUCAUGAAUUAGAACUCCAAUAAUCAGGUUUGGAAUUACUUUAUGGCUUAUAGGCAUCAAUGUUAUGUGAUAGUUUGAUGUGAUUCAUCUGGGAAAUAUGUCUGUUGGUAACUUGAAUCAUCUCCCCCAUGAUGAUAUGUGCUAAAAUUUUAACUCAUGAAAAUAAUGGGAAUUCUUUGGUAAAUUAUCCUCAUGAACUUGCUUUUCUCCCAAACAUUUUUUGAAAACUUGGAAGUACCAAAUUUACCGAGCUUCAAUAAUACAAAACAAAAUCUUAGAAACCCAAAAUGAUGCCUGAAUCCUGUCUUUUCCCUAGCCUAAACCCUUUCAAAAAAGGAUAGGGGUUAGUUUUUCUAAUUCUAUUGCCAUAUGCACUCUGUUCUUCUUUUUAUUGUUACGACAAGCUUAUUGAACGGCUUUAAUUAUCAUAAUUCACUAACUGAUAAAACAUAAUACAUCUGUUCUUGGAAAAACUCCUAGCCCAUCCAUGUUUCUACUUUAAGACGGCUAGAUCCCACAAAAGGAGAUCUAAUUUGGAAAGGAGAUUUAAACCAACCGAUGAAGCAAUACUGGCUGGUGAAGCAUGUUGUUGUUCCACUUUGCUUGAAAUGCACUUUUCAGGUUGUGUUAGUGACUCUUCAGUUCCUCUCAUUUCCUGGAAAAAGGUACAACCAUUUUUCACUGACUUAUUGAAUUUCCUAUCCCACUAGUGGGAUGUCCCUUCAGAACAACUUUCCGAAAAACAGACGCUGCUUUGGAUUGUUACCAAACUAUACCAUCUACUGUCAUCAUAACAGUUAAUAAAUGAUCUGACUGAAAAUUGGUUGUGGCCUUUUACUGCCACUUGAUUGAUGGGACUUUAUUGCUGAUAUUACUCAAAAGCCUGAUUCUCCUAUUUCUCCAAAGAACAUCUUACAUUCCAUUAGGAGUUUUCAUGGAUUGAAAUUUUCUCGUUGUAUAUUUUUUUCAUAUCUUGAAGAUUGAAAUAUACCUAGAAUAGAGGGCACCAUUUUAGUUGGAACCAUCUCCUAAAGGUUCGCCCCUUGAGAGGAGUUUUGUCAUCCAUCCUCUAAUCUAUGAAAAAACAUUAGAAAAUAUGAUUCUUUAUUCGUAAUUUGAUAGCUCGUUCAGAUAGAAGCUUCCCUAGUACCUAACAGGUAUAACAUUUAAGUCUAAAAGUUCUGUCUAAAAAAUCGGUCUUACUACAAGGACUCCAGAUAUAUCCAACUUUAUAAUGCUUAGUAAGACUCCUUGCUGCAUUUAGUAUUCUGAACCAAACUUAGGUUUGUAACUUUAGAUCCAUCAUCAGAGUCAAAAAUAAAUUUAUCCAUCCAAUUUUCACCAGUGGAGCAUCCAAAUGAAUUUUUUUACACGAGCAAUAAUUGACUCUGAGACAUUGUUUAAGUAUUGGGCCAUCCAACUUAAAACCAACCUAUCACCAGUGGAGCAUCCAUAUAUUCACUGGGUUUUAUUUAUUUUUCCUGUGUGAAUUUAUUCCAGCAAAAAAUUGUGCGACUGUGUAUUCGUUUUAUGCUGUCCCCUAGAUUCUGUCAAGUAUGCUCAAUCUGCUUCAUUAAUAAGAAUGGAAAACCUGGGAAUUGAAGGUCAGUUCUUGGUCCUAAAAUCGCGUGAAAAAGGUCAUUUUGAUAGUCUAAACCGGUAUUUUGGACUUUUGACGUUAGCGGAUACUCUAAAGUUAAGAAAUACUGGUUUUAACUUCAUGUGAAAAUCGAAUCAGGUCCUUGUGUCUGGGAAGGAUCAAAAACCUUUCCAAUUCAGCUAUUCACUCUCAAAGAUCAUUAGGCGGCUGAUAGUUAUUUGAAUUAUCAUUUUCGCGUGGAACAUUUUUUUCUAUUAUCGCGAAUUCAUAAUUAUUGUAUUCACUGGGCAGUCUGGUGAAAAUGGUGAAAUUAUUGUUGAGCGUUUUGAGUGUGUAAACGUGGGGUGGUUGCCUGCCAAGUAUCUUGGUGUUUGGCUAUGCUUUCUACAAGGCAUCUUUGUAAAUAUCAAUAUGUCCUCCAAAAUCGAAUCGAACUAAAGCAGCUCUACUUCCGUGUUCUGAAUCAAGCUGCACUAUUGGACUUUGUUAAAUGGUCUGCUUUUUCUAUAUAAGGGCUUUGUAAUUUCAUUACGAAAAUUACGAGCUUAAUUUAAUUUAAUUUUUUUUUUACUUCGUGUUUCUAUUUUUGCUAAUUUGAUUGCAUUUGUUUUCUUGAUUGUCAUUUAUGAUGGCACUUCUCCUAUGAUGUACUUUGCUAAUCUCUUAAUGUUUUUUCUGUCCGCAGGAAACCACAGACCAUCUACUAUACCCAAACCCUGGAUCAGGUUUAGUGCGUGAGCAGCACCUCCAGUUUUUUCAUUUCCUUGGGAGUCUUCUUGGAAAGGUAUCCAUAUUUAGACACAGAAAUCUAUAUUGAGACACGUAUGUAUGUCCUCAUGUUUGCACUCCCCCAUGAUAAAUAUAUUGUUGAGUGCUAUGUCACAAACGGAGUAACCCUAAUCUCAAACAAAAGAGUGGAAAAACAACACACACCUUGAUUAAUUUUUGGGUGUGGUAUUUAAACCAGGCCCAUAGUAUAGGGUUUGAACAAGACCAGUCUGGUUCAGUUUAGUCUUAAGUCAUAAAGAAAUAUUAACAAUAGAGAAACAAAAACAAUGGGAACUUGUUCCGGCGCUGUUCCUCAUGUUGGUGAAUAGAUAUCAUCUGUUCCCAACUUAGAUACAAGAUUCUGAAAUAUUAUGUUAUUCUUUAGUAAUUAUGUCUAAAACAUGAUCAUUUGUAGAGGCAUAUGGUGCGGAAAUCAAUUGGCUCUUUAAUUUCUCAUUUAUAAGGUGUUGAUCAAUUUUAAUGUCCCGGUUUGGUUAUGUUGAACUAGAUUGUGCAUUAUGCAGAUUGUUGACUUCUUGUCUCAGUAGUCUUAUUGGACCACUUCACUUGAUUCUCAAGUUUUCCUAAUUAACCUCACCCACAAUAAUUCAUAUAUAUUGAAUUAUAGCUCAAAAUUUUGCUUUCUGCGCUUGACUUUGCUAUUACGUUUUGCUUGGCCUUGUUACAAUAUUAGCAUUAAGGAACAUACAGUAUCUUGAAGAAGAUCUCUUGUCUACUACAGACUUUAGAUAAUUAGCAUCAAAAUAUAUAAUACUGAUCCUCUGUUCCUCUUGAAUAAAAUAUCUUUGGUUGGUGCCCCUUUAAGAUAAUGUAGCACUCGAUGAACUAUAUGCAGGUGUAAUUGCUUUGAGUUGUACAUAAAUUGACUGAUUAAAUUCACUACCUAUGCUAUAUUUUCUGGUGUGUGAGAUAAAUAAAUCAAAGGUGAUUUUGUGGUCUCUUUAACUUUGUCUAUAUCUUAUUGCAAUCAUGACUCUUGUUUGAGUCCAGAGGUUAUUGUUUGAGUCCAUACAAGGCUUUAUUCAAUUUACACAUCAAAUUUUCAGCCAAAUUUUUUCCAUAUAAAUUAUUGAUAAUGAAUUAUUCGAUUCGCACAACAGAUAAAUUUCUUCCUCUAAUUCUCAAUGCAGAAAUGUAUUCUGAACAUCAAACUAGUGUAUAUCCCGACCACAAUUAGCUACUAAUGACUAACAUUCUGACAGUAUUCAUCUUCACACCCGGAGUAAAAUUCUCUAGGUAUUCAACCCCAUAGGUCUAUGUAUAACCCUUGAUAACCAACCUAUCCUUGUAUUUCUUGAAAGAUUCUUCUGCUUGGUACUUACUCUACGGACCCAUUUACACCCCAUGUGUCUCUUUUAUGCUAGUAGUCUUACUAACACCGAUGGGUCUUUUCUCUAACGCCUCCAUCUCUUUAUUUAUAACUUGUUUUCAUUUUUCAAUGGACUAAGUCUUAGAUACAGUUGUAGGGAUUAUUGCAAUAUUUAAAAUAACAAGGAAUGCUCUAUGACAUGGUGAAAGAUGUUCAUAAGACAAAAUGUGUGAGAGGAUAUAGGAGUCUGUUGGUGCAUUCUCUGGUUCCUUUCCCAAUGGCAACAGGUAGAUUCUCUUUUUGAUUUUUUAGUAUGACAUUCGAUUUCAUAUGUAAAUGAAGAGUGAGAACUUGGUACCUCAUUUUCAGUAUCUAAGUGAGGGUCUUGGAAUUGCAUACAUUCUGGGACAUCCUUCUUUAUCUAUGAAUAUACUUUGUCGAAUCUCACAUUUUUUUGAGAAUGGGGUUAGACAUUGAUAUCGAUGUAGGCAAUUGUUCGAGAGCAGAGUUAGGAAUAGGUGCUGGUGUUGGCAUUACAACGGGGAGUGAAAAAUUCUCAUACUUAUCUACAUCAACUUGAUUCUCUCCCUAGAUAUAUGGUGGGAAAGUAAGAUUCUUUUUCAUGGUAGGUGACAUUAAUUGAAAUGAAAACUCUUUAUUCAUGGAGAAUGAUAACAUUUACAAUUUUUUUGAGUCUGAGAAUAUCGGAUGAACGUAUAUUUUAAAACCUUGAGAUCCAAUUUGUCCCUAUGUUGGGCUCGAACAUGAACAAUUGCUACGCACCUAAAGAUCUUAGGCACAGAUUAGUUUUUAGUGUGUUGUCAAGAUAGAAGGAUGAUAGUGUUUUGCACUAGAUUUUUCAAUCCUAAAACUCUAAACAAUUUAUGAGGUGAGUAAACCGCCUCUCCCCAAAAAGAUUUUGAUACAUUAUCUUGAUAAAUAAGAUCUCUAAUUACCUUGAGGACAUGGCUAUUUAUGAUUUCAUCUAUCUUAUUUUGUUGUGGUGUAUUAACACGUGAGGAUUUAUGUAGUAUAGCUUCUUCUUGGAAAUGAGGUCAAUGUUUGGUUGAAAUAAUUUCGUGCAUUAUCUAAUCUAAAUAUUUUGAUAUUGACUCCAAAUUUAUUUUUAAUAGGAAUUAAAUUUUAGAAGAAUAACACUAACUUCAAAUUUAUGUUUAUAAACAAAAAAUCCAAGUGUCCAAUGUACAAAUCCAUAAAUAUAACAAGCCAUCUAGCAUCAGAAAUACUUGGAGUAUACAAAGUACCCCAAACAUCACUAUGGAUACAAAAGAAAAAGAGUUGAACUCUUUGUAUUGCUUAUCGGAAAUGAUCGGUGUCUAUAUUUCUGGAUUUGCAUACAUCACAAUGAAAGUCUUCAACAUAUAGACUUUGAAACAACGAUGGUGAAGCCAGAUUUUUCCAAGUUUGAUGAGUGGGGUUAAAAAAAUAGGCUGCUUCCUCCCUUUGUAAUAUUUGAUUGGCUCAAUGCUUCCUCCCUUUCCAAGUUCAUACUGUUCUUUAGCAUGUCCAAUCAUCCUCCCCAAUUCUUUGUCGUAAAACACACAAUAAUUAUGAUAGAAAAACACUUUACAUGAUCGAUCUGCAGCGUUUACUUAUGGACAUUCAAUUUAUGGUCAAUCUAAGAACUUAAAAAAUAUUUCUUAAGAUGAGAGAAGAAGUAAGAAGAACAUUCCCUACACUUGCUAUAGUGAUUAAUGAUCCUUCAACUAUAGCUUUUUUCUAUUAUUAGGACAUGGAGAAUAUGCAGAAAAAAAUUGUGCUGAGCUGGUCAUGUGUCUAGUAACUCCUGAAUCCAUGAUCCAGGAAGCAGAAAAAAUGGUAUUUGAGGUACUUAAUCCAGAAAAAAAUAGAAACUCACUUGAAUGUGUCAAAGGCACGGGGUUAGAGAUGAUUACACAUUUCGACCUUAUCUUGGAAGGGAGAUGGCUUUGCUCUGGUGGUAUUGUUUCGCUUGGCUGCACAACUAUGACAUGAGCAUGACCACUUUUCCUGGGCUGCUCUCUCUUCUGACCCACUCUUAUUUUUGGGUUUACAGUGAAGUUUCCGGCAUCUUUCACGAGUGUUGCAUGUCUUUUUCCAUUAUGUGCACCAUAGGGUAUCCCUAUGGUCAUAGUUUUUACUCUUUGUUGUCCAGGUGGGGUAGGAGUGACUUUCGCUUUCUUCUUAUUUGUACCUGGAUUACUGCCAUCUUUAGCCACAAAUGUUGUGCUGUCCAUUGCUUUGUGAGCCAAGCAUUAGGCUCUUCGGCUCUCUUCAUCACAAAGAUGGUAGUCUUACUCGGCCAAGGGAACCCUCACUUGAUGAAAGUCAGGAUUAAGCCCAACAAGAAUUUCAGAGGUUUUAUCAUGUUCUGCGUAAUCUUGAUGAAUUAUUCCGUCUUUCAGAUCUCUCAUAUUAAUUUUCCUGUACUGAUCAUAAUCCUACCACAAUAUAUUCAAUUAGUUUGCAUACUAUGUCACAAUUUUAUUUCCAUGUUUCAUUGUCAUCAUCUUCAUCUUCACCACGUAUACUUGUUCUAGCUCUAGCAUAAGUUUGAUGGAUAUGAUCCCAUGUCGUUAGCUGUAGCUAAGAAUAUACAAGUACUGUCAAUUCCUUGUAUCAUGGCGCUCCAUAGUCAUACCAUGAUUCUAAAGUUUUUUUAAUCUCAUAUCUCAAAGUGCAGAUCUCCUAGUUGGAGCCCUAUGCCUAGGAGAUGGCUGAUCUGCCGUCUCUCAUUCAUCAUUAUUCUGAUCAAUAGAGACCAAUUAAUAAAAUUUCGCCCAUAUAGUUAGGUUCGUUUGAGCACUUGGAAACAGGAAGAUCGAAGUGGAGAAGUUAUCUCAGACAUAUUUGACUCAAUAAAAUUACUGGUGUUCUUAAACUAGGCUGAGUGAAUCGAUUUCUAGCUGACAGCUCUAGGCUGUUCUCUCGCCUCCAAUGUACCAGAGGAGAAGAAGAAAUAUGUACAAACUAACCGUUCAUGUCACAACACCAGAAAACAAGACCGACGACCAAGAAGGAAAGGGGUCUUGACGGUCAGGAAGUAAAGGAGACUUGACGUAAACGACAAGAGUUCACCAACUAGAUUGGAGUGUCUUGUGAUAGAGACGUCUCAAGGCGGAAAAGUUAAAGAAGAGCACGAUCAAACCUUUGUUGUAGGCUCUGAUGUCAUGUUAAGCACUGUGUCACAAGCAGAGAAACCCUAAUAUCGGACAGAAGGGUGGAAAAAUAACACAUGCCUUGAUUAAUCUUUGGAUCUGGUUUUUAUACCAGGCCUAUAGCACAGGGGUUGAACUGGACCAGUCAGGUCCAGUUUGACACUUACGUAAGAAAGAAAAACAACUGCAACUUAAUCUGAGAUACACAUCAGGCUGCUGCAUGAAUUUUCUUUUUACAUAUUUACAAAUCAACUUGAAUGGAGUGGUCUGGUUCUGUUCUCUCUCGGACCUAUGACAUUUUCAUGAGUUCAUCACAUUUUUUAAGGUUCUGAGCUUAGUCGUCAUGUGAGUUCUGGGGUGCAUCUUGCACGAUUGUUUUGAGGCGUCUUAGCUAACUCACAAACAAAUUUGUUGAAAUGUCAAUCUGGCUUGUUUGCUUUACAGAUGAUACCCUGUCCAGUGGAGUUGUCACAAAAUCACAUCUGCACUCGAUAAUUCAUAAAACACAGUUGUGUUAUCCUCAUGACCUACCUUAAGAAACAAUCGCCGAUUCGAGGUUGUGUUUCCUCAGUUGUUUUUUGGAGAUCUGUAGUAGACUACAUAUAUGGUUUCCCUUUCAAGCUAGAUAAAAGGUCAAUCAGGGGCAUGCAUUCUAAGGAUGCAUAUUAUAUGCUGUUCAAACUUUUGAUAGCUCAGGAAUGUAUUGCCACAUUCUUCUUUCCUCUUGUGAGUUCUGUCCACCACCUGCUUAUUAUAAACUUUAUUGGGUGCUAAUCAUCAUUUUUUCCGUCAAAUGGAUUGCCCGUUUUGCAUCAAAUAAUGUUUUGAUAUUUUUAGACAUUCAUAUUCACUUUCCCAUUUCUGCAGGCGAUGUUUGAAGGGAUUCUUGUUGACAUACCAUUUGCAACAUUUUUUUUGAGCAAAUUGAGACAAAAGUAAGACAGGUUUUAAUUUGAUUGAGUUGAAGAGCUUAGUGAACUUCUAUCAUUUCUUUGAAUUAGUUGAUCUAGUAGAUAGUCAGUUUUAUAUAGACAUCUGUUGCAUGUUGAAGAAACAGUUAAAGUUUUCUUUUUAUUUCUGUGGAGAGGCGGUGAGUCUUCUUAACGCACCAUUGGUUGAAUUUGAAAUCUGCUUAAGUGCUGAAACAUAAGUUUGGAUGACCUUUCGCCCAAAGAGGUGAAUAAAAGUCCCGUGUUAGUAUUUAAUUCGCAUUUUCUAAUUCAACUGAAACGAAGGACGGUAUUUUGACCGAUUUGAAUGAUUUCCUCUUUUUUUGAGUUUAGGUUGAAUUCUUGUCAGGGGGAUUUAGGCAAUGUAUGAGGAUGGGUUGAGGCUUUCAAAACACAGGACUGAAUGAUACUCAAAAAUCGGGUAACACCAGGCUGCUUGAAUCAGAUAUGAGCUACUACACCUUGAUACCCUUAACAAAGCUUUGCCUCUGGUUUUGUAUCAGGCAUAAUUCCAGUAUUCCUAUAGACUAAUGCACCCAAAAAAAUGUAGUCCAUCAGAACGGAAAAUACAGCAAAAUCAGUAAUUGUUUUCUGACCUAAUCCAAUUUCCGACAAAGAUGGACCUGCUGUUGUGCAUGAAUCGGAAUGCUUUUUGGACUGACCAGUGUAUAUCUUUGUGAAAGUCUAGAACAUAAUCCACCUUGUACCCACCCUCAAAACUGAUGUGCCACUUACUUUGACCUAAUAUGUAAGUCCUUCAGCCUUCUCGUAAUCAGCAUCAGGAUUGGCUGAUUCAGCCAGUUCUUGGUUGCACGAAAGUUUGGUUUUGCACUGGAUUGGACCGAUUGCAAAUUCGUCAAAUCACAAUCGGACAAGCUAUUGGUAUUCAAUCUCAAUAAAUUUGAUUCAGAUUGUGAUCUGAUUUUGAUUUCAUUCUAAAUACCUGAAAAAUAAAAAUACCCGAUUUAUAAACUAUAAAAGUAGCGUAUGAUUUCUGUGAAAGAUUGAUUUGUAUGUGGAUGUGAUUCGGUAACAUCUUCUGGGAGUAUCUGGUGAUAUGUAUUGAAGAUAUCAUAUGCAAAUCAGGAUUGAAGAUCUAGCUUAAAUUAGCCAAUCUACUUUCAAAUUCCCUUAGGUAUCCGGCCUCAAGAAUAAGGAAAAAAUCCAACUUUAAAAACAUUAGAAUCUUAUCUUAGGUAUGAAGACUUAGCCUUAUGAAAAAACAUUUUACCUUACACAUGUGGAUGCACCCCUAAAACCCACAAAAAAUGAGUACCAGAGCAGCAUCAUCGAGCUGAAUUUGAUUUUGGAACUUCCUACUUUGCUAGGCUUGGUUUUUACGUAGUUUCAUUUUCUUCUUUAUCUUAUACAUACCAGUGCGAGUCCGUUGAUAGGUAUAUAUUUAACCAUCUCUUUGAUGUGCUAUCAAUGAAAAUGGGUGUGCAGUCUAGAGUAGUCAUGUUUGGUGCUUUCUGUAAGAAAUUUGGUCAGACUAUGGAUUUUUUUUAUUUUUUUUUGGUGAAAUCUAAUCUUGUUAGUUUGGUCAGACUAUGCUUUCUGUAGAGGGUAAACACUUUAGGUGGCUUACAAAGUGAAAUAAUCAAGCAAAUGGUUUACUCGUGAGGUUUAUUGUUCGUUUAUAAGUUCAUGUAUCAACUAUGGGAUUUGUUAUCAUUUUCACUAUCAUCUGCUAUGCUUGUUAAAAGCUCUAUGUGCAAACAUUUUUCUUGUGUCUCAUAGAGUAUACUCUAUGUUGAAGCAAACAUUUCGUAUUUAGUCUCCUAAGCCUUUCUAAGGUCCAUAGCUAGUGCUUAGACUGAAGUAGCCUUUUUGUAACCUUCUGAGAUCUUAUUUGCUAAUUUAACGUUUUCCUUCUUUUGUUUCCUUUUCUUCCGUCAGUGUUGAUUGGUAGAUUCUACUUCACUACAUUGACUAUUUAAGUUUUUUACUUUGCUGUAUUUUGUUAAGUUCCUUGACCCAGUAUAGCCUGCUGUUCUGCACUUCAUUUCUGCUUUAAGUGCAUCGUCUUUUUCUUGAGGGACCGACCUUAAGGUUUCUGUCAGUUUUUUUGAAUAAAUUAUGCAAAUAGAAAUAUUUAUUAACUUAUUUUCGUGUUUUUUCUAAUUGCUUAGGCACAAUUACUUAAAUGAUCUGCCCUCGCUCGACCACGAACUGUAUCGUCAUCUUCUAUUCCUAAAGGUUUGGAAUUGCAUUUGAGUUGCAUUUAGUCUGGAAUUCAUUGUUUUCUGUAAUGGACUUAUAAUAUGAUCAAAUUCAAUAUCACUUACUACAUAGUGCGGAAUAAAUGAGUCGCAAAUCAUGGUCAUGUUGGAUCUUUACCGUCAUUAACAGGUGCCUAAAGUCUCUCCGAAUGCUGGUUUCCCUUCCUAAUCCAAUGCCGGGAACAUGAUUUGUUUACCAUAGAUACCUUGUAUGUUAAUUUUAUCUUUAACACGACAUUUAGGAGAAAUGAAAGAGAAAAUAUAUAAUCUCGUGUAUCUUAUAUUUCGUUGGACUAAUUGUUUGGUAUUCUUUAUAUGACUGUUCUUUAAUGGUCUGCCGUGCAUGUUGAGGAAAAUACAUGUGGUGAAUUUUAUGUGGCUAUUCUGAUAUUAUAUGCUCUCUUUCUUUGCAGCAUUAUAACGGAGAUAUAUCAGAGUUAGAGCUCUACUUUGUCAUAGUAAAUAAUGAAUAUGGGGAGCAAAAAGAGGAGGAGUUGCUUCCUGGUGGAAAAAAUCUGCGUGUGACAAAUGAUAAUGUUAUUAUGUUUAUUCAUCUAGUUGCCAAUCAUCGUUUGAAUUUUCAGGUGAUCAUUCUUUCGAGUAUUGUUUUUAUGAUUAACCUUAUGUCAUUCGAUAAUGUAUAAAAUUUUCACCUUUCCGAUCAGAUACGUCAGCAAAGUCUACAUUUCCUUCGAGGAUUUCAGCAGCUUAUUAAGAAAGAAUGGAUAGAAAUGUUUUGCGAAAGUGAAAUUCAGGUAUUUUCAUCGCGUACCCCUUUGAGAAACAAAAUUUUGCUUCUCUUGUUUGGAUUGUUAUACGCUGUGAAGUCCAAUUAUACUUUCCAAUUACCUAAUUCUCGUGUCACCAAUAAUCUCUCUCGGAGUUUCUGUUGUAUUGAUUUCUAUGUUAAUCUAGUGAUUCCUCAUUAUUUUUAUUGUAUAUCAUCCAUUAGCCUACCACUAAAAUUGCUAUAGAUUUUGUUUCUGUUGUACAUCGGUAAAUGACUUAUUUGAAAAAACUCCUUGUAUGGUCGAACAUUGUAAACAUAAAGUUGAAUGCGUUGAAUUAUGUUGUAGAUCAAACUAGGCCUGGUGCGCUGGAAAGGUCACUACCCUUGUGCCCGUGGAUACAAAUUCAAGUUCGAAUAGAAAAGAUAUGCAAGAUUCAUUUUACAACGGGUCUGGUAUUUAUACCAGGCCCUAGAAGAAGGUUCUUGACACAUUGAUUCCAUCAACAAGUGUGGGAGGGUUCUAGAGACUUAUGGAAGGUUCUAGGACUAGCUGUCCACGGGAUUAUGUGUCCCAUCCACAGAUCAUUAUACGGUUGUGGUACUCUUAAAAACUGGGGAUUAAUUACCCUUACCAACAGUUGACUAUAUUUUCGCAGCCACCAGAUCCCUGCUUCAAUCAGCAGUAAAACCAUCUGUUGUACUUUUUGACACCCUCUGCUGCCAUUUCUCACCUUGCCCACCUUUUCAUAGUUUUAUCCAUCUCUUAUCUUAGUGUCGAUGCAUCAUUUUCUGUUGGUACUCUUGCUUUCUCUGCAAUCGAUACCCUACUCGUUGCAAAUUUUCCCGAUAUCAGCAAUGCUCACCUUUGCAUCCAUGCAUGGUUCUCUGUUAAUGCACUUGUGGGAUCUGCCAUCUUAUCCAUCUGUUCGAGAUUCUACCUCUCCUAAUGUGCCUAUGUUGCUUAUUUGCACAUAAGCCCAUAUACUGAUUUGUUUCUAUGUUUAGAUAUGAAAGCUUCAAAUUAAUGAGAAUCACGCUCACCUUUGUGUCGUUUAGCCUCUCAAAGGCUGUUUUGGUUUCCAAACAUGCCGUUUUUAAAAAUGGAAUAUGCAUAUAGGUGUUAUGUCCUCGUGGUAAUUUUCCAUACACAAAUCAGAAUGGUCUUAGAAGAUUGCUUUACUCUUGCGAACACUGCUCACUUAAAGUAGGUUGGAGCCGACAUUUACGGAUCCUUUUGUUCUAUUCUUUGCAAAAAUAAAAAAAUAAAAAAAUAAAAUUUCUGCUGCUUUAAUAAUGACUUUUUUUGGCAGCUUCUCAUAUCAGGAUCAUUAGAAGUUCUGGAUGUCGAUGACCUACGUACAAAUGUUCAUUAUGCUGGUGGAUUUCACCCUGUAAGUUCUAGAUCACCUAUUCAUCAAAUCCUAUCGAAUCUUCUGCAUUCAUGUAAAUUUAUCAGUGGAGUUUGAUGCCAAUUCAGUUGAUGAAUCAAAUAUCUGAUUGCAUUGCAACCCUUGGAUCUUGAAUGGGCCAAUUCAGUAGAACUCAACUAGUUUCAUAUGACAGAAAACAAUACAACGUUUUGUUUAUCAUACGUGGUGGCCGUCUUGUGCUUGCAGGAUCAUGAGUGCAUUCUGACGUUCUGGGAAGUCCUCAAGAACUUCUCUCUUGAACACAAAAAGAAGUUCUUAAAGUAAGCUUUCCCCUGCACUUCUCUCGCUACUUCAGGCCUGGCCAUAUAUUUUGUUCUCUUUAUCCGAUCUUGUUAUUUUUCCAAACCAUUUAUUCAAAUAAUUGCGUAUGCCUUUCCCGAUUUAUGACACCAGCUAGGGCAUCAUCUCUCGCUAUCCACAGCACAUAACUCACGAAUGCUAGCAUGGUUCCAUGUUGGUUACCAUGAGAGAUCAUAAAGAUGGGCUUAAUGCCCAGAUGCCCAAUCAUCCUGUGGAUUUGAACCCUAAUGUUCUCCUGCAGGUUCGUCACGGGGUGCUCGAGGGGGCCGCUUCUAGGGUUUAAGCAUCUGGAGCCCAUGUUCUGCAUACGGAGGUGAAAAUGCUCGCCAGACUGUGUCAGCCAUACUUGCUUGCAUGAGUGAUGAUUCAUUUUUUUUUUACCGUCAAACCUGCUGCCAUUGCAGAGCUGCUCCUUCAACUGCCACCGAGGAGGAUCUCAACCGGCUGCCGACCUCUGCAACGUGCAUGAACUUGCUCAAGCUUCCACCAUACAAGAGGUUUGCCAGCAACCUAGAAUUUUCCUCCCUGAAAAUUUCACCCCCAUUUCUUGAUAUCUCAACGCCGAUUAGUGCACUAUACACACCUGCAUGCAAUAUAUGCAACUUUUCGUUGGAUCGGGACAUAGAAUAUAUGGUAUAUGUUGAUAGGCAUACACUAUAUAUAUAUAUAUAAAUACUAACAUUCUUCAGCUCCGUAACAUUUUUUUUUCUUCUUUAAUUAGUACCCUGAAUGUCUAUUCUGCACGGGUCUCUUCUCUGGUAUGUGCACUAUACAUAUAUGCAUGUAAUAUAUUAUUUCAGUCAUGUAACUCUGUUGCUGGAUCAGGACACAGAAUAUCUGACUAUGCUACAUAGAAUAUAUGGUAUACAUAUAGGCAUAUUGUAUAUAUACAAUACUAAUAUUCUUCAGCUCCGUAACACUUUUUUUUUUUUUUUUUUUUCUUGAAUCAGUACGUAGAUUGUCUGCAUGAUUCUCUUCUCCGGUGUGUGCACCAUACAUAUCUGCAUGCGAUAUAUUGUUCAGUCAUUCAUCUAACUGUUUGCUGGAUCAGAACACAGAAUAUCUGAACACGCUACAUACAUAGAACAUGUGGUACAUUUUAUAUAGGCAUGUAUACUAUAUUUACAUAGUAAUAUUCUUCAGCUCCGUAACUUUUUUAUUUAUUUUUGGAUUCAGUACGCAGAUUAUCUUCAUGGGUUACUUCUAUUCAUGUCUGCAUGCAAUAUAUAUUGCUCAGUCAUGUUAUUUUUUUUAUUGGAUCAAGGCAUAGAGUAUCUGAAUAUAUGGAAUAUAUAGGCAUAAUACUAUAUAUAGAUCCUUAUAUUAUUUAGCUAUGUAACAUGAUUUUUUGGAAUCAGUACGCAGAUUGUCUGCAUGGUUCUCUUCUCUGAUGUGUGUGCAUGCGUACAUACAUAUAUAUAUAUAUAUAUCCACAUUCAGUUAUGUUAUAGAAUAUGUGCGCAUGACUGGUGGGAGGGCUUUUGGUGUCAACAGCAAGGAGCAGAUGCGAAGGAAGCUGCUGUAUGCAAUAAACGCAGAGGCAGGGUUCGACCUCAGUUGA
Messenger RNA from Spirodela intermedia, 28977 nucleotides. The record is from the annotation of a GenBank genome assembly. NCBI's taxonomy places the organism in Eukaryota, Viridiplantae, Streptophyta, Magnoliopsida, Alismatales, Araceae.